Molecule: messenger RNA, 564 nt
Organism: Penicillium bovifimosum
Lineage: Eukaryota; Fungi; Ascomycota; Eurotiomycetes; Eurotiales; Aspergillaceae
Exons: 1
Coding region: 1-564 (187 amino acids)
Source: RefSeq, a predicted model, not a curated record
AUGAGGGGACGCUUCCGCUGGACUCCCGUUAAGCUGGGCGGAGUUGUGGAGCAGGGCCAUGCUCGGCCUGCACGAAACCACAAGAGGUCGACAACCGACGUCGACAUCUUGAUCCGGUCUCAGACCGUUUUCGACUCUCUUGGCUCCGUUGAGGGCUUCGAGGUGAUUGAGGGCCGGCUCUCAUACCGAGAAGUCAUCGUUGAUCUGCUCACCACCAUUGACGACCGUUUCACCUAUAAUCAGGUGGACGGGUACGCGCGGCACGUGGAGGGUGUUCGUAUGUUGCGAUUUGACUUCGCCCUAGCCGUGAAGAUCAGGUGCUCCUACCUCCGUUCCGAUGAUUCAAACGGCCUUGAGAAGCAGCAAACCGACCUAUUGGAUGUUGUAUUCUUGGCCAAGGCAACGAGGAAGGCUGGCCAGACCAUCUUGGACAGUUGUGCGGCGCUGUUCCAGGUCGGCUGCUAUCACGCCGUUCUGGUCCGGCUCCAACUGAGGUUCAACGACUUCAAGGUCCUGGCGGACGUGGGCUUUGGGCGACUCGUCAUCCCAUGGGCCAACCACUAG